ACCACCUUACACAGCACAGCGCAGCACAGCCACACUGAUUCAGCCAGCCAGCUAGCGAGCGACGGAGCGAGCGAGCGACGGAGCGAGCGAGCGAGCUUGGCCAACCACAAGCCACCUAGCUAGCUAGCUAGCUCCCCCGGCCUUCUUGCGCCACGACCGACCACUCGCUCGCUCGGGCCAUGAUGAGCGGCGGCAGGAUGAACGCGGCGGCGAGCGACGACUUCCCGUUCGGGGCAAUGCAGCCGCCGCCCUACGUCGGCUUCGAGCACGCCGGCAUGGUGCAGGCCGGCGGCGGAGGGGGAGGCCAGCGCCACCAGGGCGCGAUGAUGUACGACAACUUCGACUUCGCGGCGGCCGCGGCCGCCUUCGGCCAGUUCCAGGACACGCCGCACCACCAGAUGCUGGCGCUGCCGCCGAACGGAAGCGGCGCUGGCGGGCUGCUCCCCAUGGCCCCGCCGCCCAUGCCCGGGAUGCAGCUGCAGAUGCCGCCCAUGGGCAUGCACGGCCACGGCGACGUGUACCCGGCGCUCGGGAUGGUGAAGCGCGAGGGCGGCGGCGCGGGCGACGCGGGGAGGAUCGGGCUCAACCUCGGCCGGCGGACCUACUUCUCCCCCGGCGACAUGAUGGCCGUGGACCGGCUGCUGAUGCGUUCCCGCCUGGGCGGCGUGUUCGGGCUCGGGUUCGGCGGCGCGCACCACCAGCCGCCUCGGUGCCAGGCGGAGGGCUGCAAGGCGGACCUCUCCGGCGCCAAGCACUACCACCGGCGACACAAGGUGUGCGAGUACCACGCCAAGGCGUCCCUCGUCGCCGCCGCCGGCAAGCAGCAGCGUUUCUGCCAGCAGUGCAGCAGGUUCCACGUGCUCACCGAGUUCGACGAGGCCAAGAGGAGCUGCCGGAAGAGGCUGGCCGAGCACAACCGCCGCCGGAGGAAGCCGGCGAGCAGCAGCACGACGGCAACGUCCAAGGACUCGGCGCCGCCUUCCAAGAAACACAACGCCGGUGCCAUCUCCAGCUCCUAUGCCGCCGACAACAACACAGCUUUGAGCGCCGCCAAGUCGACCAUCUCGUCGAACACGAGCGCCAUCAGCUGCCUGCAGCAGCACGACCAGAGCAAGGCGGCGGCGACGGCGAGGCCGAUGACACUCACCCUCGGCGAGCCGCGGGAGAAGGACGACCACCAGCAGCAGCUCAACAGCGCCAUGCAGCUCCACCACCACCACCAGGAGCAGCAGCACUUCAUCACCUCCCUGCUUCAGCAGAACAACAACAACGGCAACGGCAACAGCAACAUCCUGUCGUGCUCCUCGGUGUGCUCCAGUGGGUUGCCAUCCGCCGGGGCGGCCAACGGCGAGGUCUCCGACCAGAACAACACCAGCAACCAUGGCGGCGGCGGCAACAACAACAAUAACAUGCAUCUGUUUGAGGUGGACUUCAUGUAGACCGAUCGAUGCAGGUGAGCUUGUAGGUCCAUGCAUGGAGCCAUGGAGUGGUCACCAGCCUAAGCCUAGCACUGUCUCAACAGUGUCCUUUAAUUAAUUUGUGUGUAGGUAAAAAAAAAAGGAGAGCAAAAAACCUUAAGGGUAUAGUCCAUAGUCUCAAAGUGGUGAGAUCAGCUAGGAAAGGCUGUGCAACCUAGCAUGCAUGCCUUUCUCCCAACUUUCUUUCCCGCAGUGCUAGCUCCUGUAGUGCUGCAAGCAAGCAUGCCUUUCUGUCAUUUUCUGUUUCAGUGAGGAAAUAAUGUUUGUGUCAUUAUCUUAGCCCUGUUAAUUGUUUUUACUCA
Messenger RNA from Triticum urartu, 1780 nucleotides. Its product is annotated as squamosa promoter-binding-like protein 10. The record is from RefSeq and is a predicted model, not a curated record. Gene Ontology annotation, molecular function: DNA binding. Gene Ontology annotation, cellular component: nucleus. NCBI's taxonomy places the organism in Eukaryota, Viridiplantae, Streptophyta, Magnoliopsida, Poales, Poaceae.